AUGAAACAACGCUUCUCGUCCAUCGACGUCCGAGUCCUGUCUCUCGAACUUGCCUCCGUCAUCACCUCUCUGCGUGUCUCCAACAUCUAUGACUUGUCAUCACGCAUCUUCCUCUUCAAAUUCCAGAAACCGGGCUCCAAACAACAGUUGCUCGUCGACUCUGGUUUCCGCUGUCACCUGACAUCCUUCGCCCGCACCACCGCUGCCGAGCCCUCUCCAUUCGUCAAGCGAUUGCGGAAAUAUCUGAAGAGCAGAAGAGUCACCGGCGUCAAGCAGAUCGGCACGGACAGAGUCAUUGAGAUCGAUUUCUCGGGCCAGUACAAACUCUACCUCGAAUUUUUCGCCGCGGGAAACGUCAUUCUCACCGAUGCCGACUUGAACGUGCUCGCGUUGCUGCGGCAGGUGAAUGAAGGUGACGACAAUGUCGAUGUGCGGGUGGGCGGCAAGUAUGUGCUUGAGGCAAAGCAGAACUACAACGGAGUGCCGCCCGUAAGCGCAGAGCGGGCUAGAGAUGCGCUGGAGAAGGCUGCUGCCCGGGCAGAGGUAGCUAAAGAGGCUGGCGGGAAGAAGGCCAAGCGAGCCAAGGGCGGCGACGACCUCAGGAAAGCCUUGAGCGCUGGAUUCCCGGAGUAUCCGGCCCAUCUGCUUGAUUGCGCCUUCUCGGAGACGGAGACCGAUGUUUCGUGGUCAAUAUCAUCCGUUCUGGAGGACGACUCGAAGCUCGACAAAGUCAUCCAAUCCCUCAGACAUGCCGAGUCACUCUUCAGGGGUCUGGAAACCGGCCCCUGGCAUGGGUACAUAGUGGCAAAGCUAAAAGAUGAUGCUCCUCCGGCCGAAAGUGGUACGCAGCCAACCCGCGAGUCGCUUCUUUACGACGACUUUCACCCCUUCAGGCCCACGCAGUUUGCCCAGAAGGAGAGAACACACAUACUCGAAAUCCCAGGCUUCAACGCCGCAGUCGACGACUUUUACUCUUCCAUCGAAUCCCAGAAGCUCUCCUCCCGCCUUACCGAGCGAGAAGAGCGCGCCCGUCAGAAGAUCGAGUCGGCGAAGAGCGAGCACGACAAGCGUCUCGGUGCCCUGCAACACGUGCAGGAAAUCCACAUUCGAAAAGCACAGGCGAUUGAGGUGAACACACAUCGGGUAGAGGAGGCGUGCGCAGCUAUCAAUGGGUUAAUUGGCCAGGGCAUGGACUGGGUUGAUAUUGGGAAGCUGAUCGAGGGGGAGCAGGAUCGCGGCAAUGUGGUCGCAAGCAUGAUCAAGCUGCCGUUGAAGCUGGAGGAGAACACUGUGACGCUGUUGCUGGAGGAGGCGAGCUUUGAGGACUCUGAUUCAGAAGACGAGGACAAAACCGACAGUGAAGCAAGUGACUCCGACGAUGAAGAUACUCGCACAGUCAAGAAGCCCGAAGUGAAAUCUCAGGACAAGCGACUGCCUGUCGACAUCGAUCUCGCCCUCUCGCCAUGGUCCAAUGCCCGACAGUACUACGAUCAGAAAAAGCUCGCUGCCGUCAAAGAGCAAAAAACCCUGCAGGCGUCUUCCAAGGCUCUCAAGUCCACCGAGCGCAAAAUCACCGAAGAUCUCAAGCGCGGCCUGAAGCAAGAGAAGGACGUCCUUCGUGAAGUCCGGCAGCUUUUCUGGUUCGAGAAGUUCCUGUGGUUCAUUUCGUCCGACGGCUAUCUGGUGCUGUCGGGUAAAGAUGCGCCGCAGAGCGAGAUUUUGUUCCGUCGAUAUCUCAGAAAGGGGGAUAUCUACGUACAUGCAGACUUACCGGGCGCGAGUCCAGUCGUGGUGAAGAACAACCCGAAAACACCAGAUGCUGUAAUUCCACCGGGCACGCUGAGUCAGGCCGGAGCGUUCUGCGUAUGUGGAAGCACUGCGUGGGAGAGCAAGGCUAUCAUGAGUGCGUGGUGGGUGGAGGCAGAGAGAGUGAGUCGUGUGCAUGAGCAGACGGGGGAGUUGAUCAGUGGUGGUGGUGUCGCGGUGAAGGGCAAGAAGAACUGGUUGCCACCCACGCAAUUACUGCUAGGCUUCGCGGUUGGGUGGCUUAUCAGCGCGGAAAGUAGAAAGAACCACGGCAAGCUUCGAGUGGGCGGUGGCGAACAGCAGCUGGAUGAAGGCGUUCGUGACUUGAACAUUCAGGAUCAGCGGGAUUCUGAAGUUGGAGCGGAAAUUGAUGACGAGGAAGAGGUGGAGGAUGAGGACAAUACCGAUAAGGAAGAUGGCGGCGCCGAAAUCGUGCCAGACGUAGAAGAUGCGGCAGAUGUUGCAGAGCAUGACAUUGAAGAAGAUGUUGCGAAUACCGCAGCUGCCGAUGAGGAGGAAGGCAAUGCCUCAGACGCCCGCAGCGACGACGAAGCAGAGGCGGAUUUCCCACGCUCUAAUCCUCUGCAACUCAACGGCUCUUCACUCCCGCAAGAUACCAAUCGGCCGUCGGAGGACAUGACUCUCAACGACGACGACGACAACGAAGCCAGCGACGACGACCCAACCUCUGACCCCACAGACCCCAUCCCCUCCACCACAGAGCCCAGCACCCGCCCCGACACACCCGCCUUCUCGAUCGCCGCCUCCGCACCUGUCCAGCCCACCAACAACACCAAAUCCAAACCCCAGCCCGCUGCCCCUACAACCCGCGGCAAGCGCAGCAAAGCCAAAAAGGCCGCGCAGAAAUACGCCCACCAAGACGACGAAGACAAAGCCCUCGCCAUGGAGCUACUGGGCUCGACCAAAGCCGCCGAGCGCCGCGCCGCCGAAGAAGAAGCCAAGCGCCAGCGCGACGCCAAAGCCGCGCAGGACCGCGAGCGGCGCAAGGCGCAGCACGAGCGCGCCGCGGCCCGCGAGCAGGAACGCGCGAAACGCCUAGCUGCCGCUUACGCUAGCGGGGCCGCCGGCCAAGGGGCAGGCGCCGCGGAAACGGUGGACGAAGAGGUGUCCCCCGAGGAACUGGAGCGCGAGCGCCGCGAGCUGGAGGACGUGGAUCUCAUCGUGGCGAGUCCCGCGGCGGGGGACGAGGUGCUGGCGGCGAUACCCGUGUGCGCCCCGUGGGGCGCGCUGAGCCGGCACAAGUACAAGGUGAAGCUGCAGCCGGGGAACCUGAAGAAGGGGAAGAUGGUGCGCGAGGUGCUGGGCAUGUGGGCGGGGCUGGAGAAGAGGGGGCCCAAGGUCGUGGAUGAGGCGAGUCGUGAUAAGGAGAAGGUGUGGCGCGUCGAGCUGGAGAGGCUGAAGGCGCUCCGGGACGUGGAGGUCUUGGGGUGCGUGCCUGUUAGGGGGUGUCGGGUCGUGCAGGGUGGUGGGAUGUUGGCGGGCGCGACGGGGAAUAAAGGCGGCGGCGGGGGAGGGAAGGGGAAGGGCGCCGCGGCUAGAGGCUCGAAGGGGGGCAAGAAGCGGUGA
Molecule: messenger RNA, 3393 nt
Organism: Cyphellophora europaea CBS 101466
Lineage: Eukaryota; Fungi; Ascomycota; Eurotiomycetes; Chaetothyriales; Cyphellophoraceae
Exons: 1
Coding region: 1-3393 (1130 amino acids)
Biological process (GO): ribosome-associated ubiquitin-dependent protein catabolic process; rescue of stalled cytosolic ribosome
Cellular component (GO): RQC complex
Molecular function (GO): tRNA binding; ribosomal large subunit binding
Source: RefSeq, a predicted model, not a curated record